Molecule: messenger RNA, 1728 nt
Organism: Episyrphus balteatus (marmalade hoverfly)
Lineage: Eukaryota; Metazoa; Arthropoda; Insecta; Diptera; Syrphidae
Product: juvenile hormone esterase-like
Exons: 4
Coding region: 39-1697 (552 amino acids)
Source: RefSeq, a predicted model, not a curated record
UAAUUGAAGUUCAGUGUUUCUCUGAAUUCCGUCGAGAAAUGUUGCUGAUACUUAAAAUUACAUUGGGAAUUUUAUUUCUCGAGCUUGUUAGUGCUCAGUUAAAUAAUCCAAUUGUCGAAACGUCUUUAGGCAAAAUUAAAGGAACAAUAUUAAAAACCGAAAAAGAUCGUGAAUUUUAUGCAUUCCGUGGAAUAAGAUAUGCAGAAUCUCCAAUCGGUGAUGAGCGAUUUAAGGCUCCUAUAGCUGUGACCAAACCAUGGAACGGUGAAUAUGAUGCCACUAAAGAUGGUUACAUGUGCCCACAAGUUGGUCCAAGUGAAGAUCUUUUGUCCGAAGACUGUUUAAUAGUGAAUGUUUACACAACAAAUCUAAAUGCUAGCAAGCCAGUAAUAGUUUAUAUUCACGGUGGAUCUGAUAAAGAUGGAGGAAGUCACAGUGUGAGAGAAGCUGGUCCCGAAUACCUAAUGGAGACUGAAAUUGUGUUGGUAUCACUGAAUUACCGACUAAAUGCAUUGGGAUUCCUCACUACACGAACUUCUGAAGCUCCUGGAAAUUUCGGUUUCCUUGAUCAAAUCAUGGCACUAAAAUGGGUUCAUGAGAAUAUUGAACAUUUCGGUGGAAAUUCAAGCUCCGUGACAAUCUUUGGAGCUAGUGCUGGAGGAAUGGCUGUCACUUUACAUGUAGCUUCACCUCUUUCAAGAGGAUUGUUUCAUAGAGCGAUUGCUAUGAGUGGAUCAGCAGUGAAUGAACAAGCAAUUGAUAAUUUACAUUGGACCAGGAAACUAGCCCAUGAGACUUCUUGUCCAAUGUUCAAUCCUGAAGACCUUCUUAGCUGCCUUCGGAAAGUUCCCUGGCAAACUAUUGUACAAAUUAGCAAACGAUGGGAUUUGUAUGGAUUUGCCGACAUGAAAUGGAACUAUGAAGUCGAUGGACACUUUUUGGAUUUUCCACCAACAAAAUAUUUCGCUCAAGGAAAUUUUUCCCAUGUUCCAAUUCUGACAGGUCUAACAAAGGAAGAGUUUAGGAUAAUGAGUCAAAUUCAUUACGAUAAUCCAGGACUUUUGAAUGAUAUUGAUUUUAAUUUGGAAAAAUAUUCUCGUGAAUUUUUCAUGCAUGAUUUUGGUGAUCCAAUUGAGGGGAAAGUUGAAAAAUUGAAGACAUUUUACUUCAAAAAUGAAUCAAUGAGUACAGCGAACUUGGAAAAAUUUGGUGAAGCAUUAACAGAUUCGUUUAUCAAUCAUGGAGUUCAUAGAUUGGUUGAUUUGGCUCGAAAAUUUGUUCCAGUUUAUUAUUAUCGUUUUGAUUAUAAAGGAAGUUAUGGAAUGUUUCCAAAUAUUUCUGAUGUUUAUCAUGGUGAAGAGCAAAUUUAUAUUUUCAAAACAAACAAACCUGGUGCAGGAAUUAGUGUCAAGGAUAAAGAAUGGCAAAUGAUUGAAACUAUGGUUGGAAUAAUUUCAACUUUUGCACAAAAUGGAGUUCCACCAGAAUUUGAUAAUUUAAAAUGGCAACCAUCAAAUCAAACAGAUGUCAAUACUUUGUACAUAAAUGAAACAUUGAAAAUGGAUAGUCCUCCCUUUGCAGAAAGAUUCCAACUUUGGGAUAAUUUGUUUCCAGUGGAAAAUAUUGGAAGUAGAUUAUCGAUUUGUUUAACAAUUAUGUUGAUUGGAGUAUCAGUUGUUUUUAGUGUUUUUGUCUAAAAUUAUUUGAAGAUUAAUAUUAUUAUCUUAA